Vicia villosa (hairy vetch) is the source of this 873-nucleotide messenger RNA. RefSeq lists its product as uncharacterized. NCBI's taxonomy places the organism in Eukaryota, Viridiplantae, Streptophyta, Magnoliopsida, Fabales, Fabaceae. The transcript has a single exon. The record is from RefSeq and is a predicted model, not a curated record. Bases 1 to 873 code for a protein of 290 amino acids.
AUGAAGGACUUAGGCUAUCUUCGGAACUUCUUGGGCAUUGGAGUUGCUUACUCUCCUAGAGGCUAUCUUCUUUCUCAAUCCAAGUAUAUUGCAAACAUUCUUGAACAGACUCGCCUUUCUGAUACUAGAGUAGAGGAUAGUCCUCUUGAGUUGAAUGUGAAGUAUUCUUCGUCUGAUGGUGUUCCUCUACCAGAUCCCACCUUAUAUCGUACUUUGGUUGGCAGCCUAGUGUACCUUACAAUUACUAGACCAGAUAUUUCUUAUGUCGUUCAUGUUGUUAGUCAGUUUGUUGUCUCUCCUACUACAGUGCAUUGGGCAGCCGUUCUUUGCAUAUGUCGUUAUCUUCGGGGAAGCCAAUUUAAGAGCCUUCUUUUUCCCUCAUCGUCCUCAUUGGAAUUGCGUGCUUAUUCUGAUGCUGAUUGGGCUGGUGACCCCAUAGAUCGUAAGUCUACCACAGGUUUUUGUAUCUUUCUUGGAGACUCUCUUAUUUCUUGGAAGAGUAAGAAACAAGAUAUUGUCUCUCAUUCUUCUACAGAAGCUGAGUAUCGUGCUAUGACAUCCACCACUACUGAAAUAGUUUGGUUGCGUUGGUUACUAUUUGAUAUGGGUGUUAUUCUUUCCGAACCAACUUCCAUGUAUUAUGAUAACAAGAGUGCCAUUCAAAUUGCUCACAAUUCGGUCUUUCAUGAACGUACCAAACACAUAGAGAUUGAUUGUCACUACACUCGUCAUCAUCUUCAGCAUGGGACAAUUACUCUACCGUUUGUCUCUUCUGCUUUACAGAUUGCUGAUUUGUUUAUGAAGACACAUUCCAUUAAACGUUUUCGUUUUUUGAUUGACAAACUCUCGAUGCUUCCUACUAAUGCAUCUUGA